Triplophysa dalaica is the source of this 2329-nucleotide messenger RNA. RefSeq names its product Rab interacting lysosomal protein-like 1 (gene rilpl1). The coding region runs from base 208 to 1572 and encodes 454 amino acids. Gene Ontology annotation, biological process: cilium assembly. The transcript is spliced from 8 exons. The record is from RefSeq and is a predicted model, not a curated record. Gene Ontology annotation, molecular function: protein dimerization activity. Lineage: Eukaryota; Metazoa; Chordata; Actinopteri; Cypriniformes; Nemacheilidae. Gene Ontology annotation, cellular component: ciliary basal body; cytoplasm.
CAGAGGAAUAAAUAAGGGCAGAGGAAACCGAACCGCGAUGGGACAACUCUUAUCUCGGUCCAAUUCGACCUCAAAACACCCCCGAAAUGACUUUUAGCCUCGAAGGAGUGACAAUAGCAGGUUUUACAGGUCACUGUUGAUCUAAAAGGACCCUCGUAGAGAGACUGAGAAAGUUUAGAAGCGACGGGACGAGCCCGAGUGUCGGUCAUGGAAGAUUUCGGUUCGUCGCUGGAGAAGAACGUGGCGGAUCUGACGGUGAUGGACGUGUAUGACAUCGCCGCUGUGGUGGGUCAAGAGUUCGAGCGCAUUAUCGAUCAGUACGGCUGCGAGGCUCUGGCUCGACUCAUGCCAAAAGUCGUCCGGGUUCUGGAGAUCCUGGAGGUUCUGGUGAGCCGGAACAGCAUCAGUCCGGAGACCGAAGAGCUGCGGCUCGAGCUGGACAGACUGCGGAUCGAGCGGAUGGAGCGUCAGGAGAAAGAGAGGAAACAUAAAAAGGAGCUGGAGUUGGUGGAGGACGUUUGGAGAGGUGAAGCGCAGGAUUUGUUGUCUCAGAUCUCUCAGCUGCAGGAGGAAAACAAGGCGCUGCUCAACAACCUGUCCAUCAAAGAGAUGACGGAGGAGGAUAUACAGAAACAGGAAGGAAUGACGGAGAGGGAGCGACAGGUGAUGAAGAAACUGAAGGAAGUCGUUGAUAAACAGAGAGAUGAGAUCCGAGCCAAAGAUCGAGAGCUGACGCUCAAGAACGAGGACGUUGAAGCACUCCAGCAGCAGUUGAAUCGUUUGAUGAAGAUCAAUCAUGACCUGAGGCAUAAGAUCACAGUGGUUGAGGCUCAGGGUAAAGGUCUGAUCGAACAGAAGGUGGAGCUGGAGGCGUCUGCCCAGUCACGACAGCAGGAACUGAGUAGCCUGCGACAGGAAGUGACGCGUCUUAAAGAACGACUGAAGGAGCAGGGAAAGAGCAGCGCUGAGACUGAAGAAUCUGCAGGACCUCCGUCACCUGCACAGUCGGAUAAAGCGCCUGCCAUCUGGGGUCAGGAUUUAGCUUCUGAGCUCCUCGCUGAGGGCAUGAAGAUAGAAGAAGGUCCUCUUCAUUUCCCCCCUUUCACAGGGGCGGAUCGGCCACGUAGAAAUGAAAGUGAGGAAGAUGGAGAUAAUGAAGACACAGUGUUUUUCUGGGAGGCGCUGUGUGAUGACGACGCAACUCUUAUUGACCUAAAAGACCCAAACCGACCCAGAUUUACCCUACAGGAGCUGCGGGACGUCCUGCAUGAGAGAAAUGAGCUGAAAGCUAAAGUCUUUAUGUUACAAGAGGAAAUGGCGUAUUAUAGAAGUGAAGAACAGGAGGAGGAAACAGGACUGCCCCUGCCGGACCCCUCACUGACUCUCCGGUCGAACUCUCGCUCUAACUUCCAGCCGGAGUCAGGCAUUAAACGACUGUUUAGCUUCUUUUCCCGAGAUAAAAGCCGAGGCUCACAGAGGAGGACGGGGCAGAUGGACGGAGGGUUCGGGUCGUGGACGGGGAAAGAAGACGUGUACACAGAACAGGCUCAAGAAGCAUUACAGCACAUGUAACAAACCCACAUGCUUCAAUAAUGCCUAACCUGCGUCAUGUGAGCGUGUGUGACGAGACUGAAGAGUUACUGACCCAAAGAUACUGUAAGAGCGUUUAUGUGCCUAUUUUGUCAUAGUGAAGACAUUUUAUUGGCAUUGCAUUGCUGAGUUACUGUUAGUAAAGGAUCCAUUUUGGACAGAAGAUGCCUUUAGUAGAUCAAAUAAAUAUCUUUUUUAAUUCAAAUUGAAUUAUAAAUCAUGGAAAGAUACCGUGAAUAUGUUUGUGCCUAAAGAAACAGUUUUUAAUUAUGGUGCCCACGUCGGAGAAUAGAAUGUGGCAAUAUAUGUUAAAUCAUAUUUAAAAGGUUAAAAUUGCACAAAGUUUUUUAAAAUUUUAAGGCAUAUUUAGGUGUCUGCACUGAAUGAAUGCAGAACGAUAUGAAUAAUUCACGGUUUAUUACUGGCUUCUGGUUGAAGUGUAAGUCACAUGGUCCUGUCAUUCACCAGCUCUUUUGCAUUGCUUGAACGGGGCUUUCUCUGGCAAUAACAGAAGUGUGUAAGUGUGAAAAAGCAUGAAGUUUAUCAAACUGUGGUUUAAAGACAGCUAGAAACUCAUGCCUGUGGUCUCUUAUUUCAAACGUUGAGCUAAAUACAACUCAACAUGAGAAAACUGUACUAGAUUAAAAGAAAAGAGAAACAUCCAACUGGAUGAAAUGGAUUGUUAUGAAGGAUUAUGCACAUUAACUCAUCUCAUUGUGUAUUAAAAUAUUUUAUAUCA